CGUUGCAAUUGAUUAGUUCACCACAAGGCAGCGCUCCAUUCCCCACAUUGGAUUUUUAAUUUGAGUUAAAAAGAAGAGAAUGCCUCAUAAUUAAACGUUCAAUUUAAGGAAAGGAAAUAAAAUUCAAUCAUCGACCGUCCAUCCAUCCAUUUUCUCAUCGGUUUAGCUUCACAAGGGUCGCGGAUAAUUGACUGCGUUCCGUUCUACUUUUGAGGAAUCGUCAACACGUCUGAGCCACGCCGCCUCCCGUCUUAAGUUCAGCAAGUAAGAUGGCUGAUGGACCUCAGGUGGAGAGACUUGACAAAGGUUCGGGGUGCCCAAGCCAUCCCAAAAAGGUUGGGAACCGCUGCCCCAAGAAGCGCCACAGGCGUGCCGUGGAACAGGUCGCUACAAAAUUUGACCCCUUUUUCUUUUUGGGCGAGUGUUGUGCGGCAAGUGGAGUAUUUGGUGAAUCGCUGUGAUUUUCGGGCGAGCCUCAAAGCUCCCGUUGCCGAAGCAACGGUAGCCAUUUGUGAUUGGUCAGCUUUCGCUCUUAAUGCUCAAUCCGAUUGGUUCCGGGCGCUGCCGUCUGCAAACGCUUGACGUCGAGCGGCUCUUCGAUUGGCUGCGCUGGUCGCCGAGCAAGCGGCUCGUCGAGGUUUUUCCAAGCUUCUGUUUGCAAAGUUUUGCUGGCUUCAUCUCCCGAUGGCCCGUUGCUGAACCCAUAAAGUUAGGAGAAUGCAGAGAGCGUAAAUCCGCCGCUGUUGUUGCUUCACCAUGGAGGAACGUCAUCACGCGAGAGAGCCCGAGACGUCUCCGGCGCGGCGUGCCCUCAGCGAUGAUUUGGCCAGUUCGGCGCAGUCUCCGGCAGAGGACGGCGGGCACAGUGGAAGCAUCCGAAAGGGAUGCGACCCUUUUGCCCAAUCGCAACGCGGCCAGCUGCAGAACAGGCGAGCUCGCAUCAAUCAGCAAAUCAACAAAGAAAUGCGCAUGCGGGCUGGAGCCGAGAACCUGUUCAGGGCAACCACAAACACCAAAGUUAAAGAGACGGUGGCUCUGGAACUCAGCUAUGUGAACUCCAGUCUGCAGUUGCUCAAGGAAGAGCUGGAGGAUCUGAACAGCAACGUGGAAGUCUAUCAGACAGAGAGUGAGGCCGCGAAGGCGCCGAUGAUCCCGUUGGGCUUGAAAGAAACCAAGGAAGCCGACUUCACCGCCCCCAUCCAGGACUUCAUCUGCCAGCACUACGGAGAGGACGGCUCGCUCUAUCGAGAGGAGAUCCGAGAGCUGAUGGACCUCAGGCAGGCAAUGCGCACUCCCAGUCGCAACCAGACCGGGUUGGACUUACUGAUGGAAUACUACAACCAGCUGUACUACCUGGAUCAGCGCUUCUUUCCCCCGCACAGGAACCUGGGCGUGCACUUCCACUGGUACGACUCGCUGACCGGCGUUCCCUCGUGUCAGCGUGCAUUAGCCUUUGAGAAGGGCAGCGUGUUGUUCAACCUCGGCGCUCUGUACACGCAAAUCGGAGCACGCCAGGAUCGGACCACCGCAGCCGGCAUCCAGCGAGCCAUCGAUGCAUUUCAGAGAGCCGCAGGCGCGUUGAAUUAUCUGAAAGAGAAUUUCUCCAACGCUCCGAGUCUGGACAUGAGCGGGCCGGCGCUCUGCAUGUUGGUGCGGCUCAUGGUGGCCCAAGUGCAGGAGUGCGCGUUCGAAAGCCUGGCGCUGGGCGGCGCACGGGACGGCGACGCCUCCUCGACGUCCUCGCUGCGCCUGGCGCAAGAGGCCGCGCGGGUGUCGGACGUCUACCUGCUGGUGCAGCAGAGCAUGUCGCAGCCGCUGAUGAAGGACUACGUUCCCUUUUCCUGGACGUCGAUGGUUCAGGUCAAGGUGGAACAUUUCCGUGCGCUUUCCCACUACUUUGCCGCCGUCGUGCUGUGCGGACCCACGUUGUCCGAAGACGUCAGCGAGGAAGCGGAAAAGGCCUUUGUUCACUUUUAUGUGGGCGCGCGCGCGGGGCCGCCACUCGGCCGGCUUUUAAGAGACUCCCAGCAAAGACGAAAGUUAGGUAAAGCCCACCUGCGGCACGCGGUGAUGAGACACGAAGAAGCCAUGCGGCUGCACGGCGUGUGUAAGAGCUUCAGGAAGAUGGACAUCCUGCAGGACGUGCUGGCGGCGACGCACAAGCGCUCGCUGGACAAGUACUCCGAGCUGGACCGAGAGGACGACUUUGACCCAACGCUGGAGGCGCCGGAGAUUCGGCCUCAAAGCCGGCAAAAGCCAGACAUCGCCCCGCCCAACUUUGCCGCCGUCCGGGUGGCGGAUAUCUUCCGCAGAUUGGUAGACCAAAGCCUUUGGCCCACACACGCUGGCGGCGUUCUUCGGGAAAAGCCGCUUCAAACGAUGCCGACUCUUGUGCUUUGUGUGUCGGAGGGGCCCUUGUCGGUGUUUUGCGGGCACACCCGCCGGGGGCCGGCGCGUUCCGUCUGCCUGCCGAGAACGGAGGGCGGCCUCGGCCUCACGCUCCGAGGCGACUCGCCCGUCCUGGUGGCCGGCGUGGCGGCCGGAGGCUGCGCAGCGGAGGCGGGACUGCGGGAGGGCGACUACAUCGUGUCAGUUGACGGCCGGGACUGCAAGUGGGCCAAGCAUGCCGAGGUGGUGAGCUUGCUUCAGAACCGCGAUGUCAAAGGAGCGCGGGUCGCCGUGGUCGCGCUCCUCUCGCACGAUGCUCAGGGCGAGAAGAGGGCCGCGGCAGUCGCUCACAGCCGCGGCAAAGAGAACGCCGACCAGAGGCCGACGUCUCGCUCGGCCAAAGGACGCGGCCCGGCCUCCUUCCUCAACUGGAACAGGAAGAAAAGGGAAGGCGCCCGCACUCAUCGCAGACCGGGAAGCACGCUCAAUUUGCCCUUUGGAGACACGGGGGCCACGUACUGAGACACAGGACUGCGCAGGAGCCACUUGGAGCCUGGCCCGGUUGCGGUUACCCGAGCGAGAACGGACGGCACCGAGAAACGGCGUUUGGAAACCACGACCCUGCAGUCAAGUCGCUCAUUUCAGAGGCCGGCCGAUCAAAAACCUCCGGCGAGCACUUUGACGCAUACGGUAAAUGCCCAAUAAAUCGGACCGCAAGUGCGGUGAAAACUCACGGCUUAAUCGAGGCCUCGAUGCUCUUUUGACUUUUGGCCCAGAAUCGUGCUCUCAAAUCCACAGGGGGUCACCCGGCCUGCAAAAAUCGCUUUAUUGUUUACUUUCCCGGAUACAUCUGAAACACAACGUACAAGAAGUCAA
Messenger RNA from Hippocampus comes (tiger tail seahorse), 3264 nucleotides. RefSeq names its product rhophilin, Rho GTPase binding protein 1 (gene rhpn1). Gene Ontology annotation, biological process: negative regulation of stress fiber assembly; signal transduction. The record is from RefSeq and is a predicted model, not a curated record. Gene Ontology annotation, molecular function: protein binding. NCBI's taxonomy places the organism in Eukaryota, Metazoa, Chordata, Actinopteri, Syngnathiformes, Syngnathidae.